Molecule: messenger RNA, 1545 nt
Organism: Eremomyces bilateralis CBS 781.70
Lineage: Eukaryota; Fungi; Ascomycota; Dothideomycetes; Eremomycetales; Eremomycetaceae
Product: cytochrome P450
Exons: 2
Molecular function (GO): heme binding; monooxygenase activity; iron ion binding
Source: RefSeq, a predicted model, not a curated record
AUUGCUCUCGUUAGUCUCGUAAUAGCGAGCUUCCUAUGGAACUGUCUUUCUCUCUACUCAAACUAUCAAGCCGCAAAGCAGCUAGGCGUACCCAUUGUCAUAUCGCCCUUCGAUUUCUACCAGCCCUUCUGGCAGUUGACCCACAAAGCGCUUCUGCCUCUCUUCCGUCGCCUCCCGAAGCCUUUGAACACGUUCACUCGGUUCUCAUACUUUGGGUGGCAGUUUGACGACAAGAAUGCAGCAUAUGAAGAAUUCGGCCCUGCAUUUGUGCUCGUGACGCCGGGGAUGACCGAGUUUGUCGUCUCGGAUCCCGGGGCGACCAAGGAGCUGCUAGCGACACAUCAUUCCUAUUGCAAGCCACCCAGCAUACAAAUUGUUUCCUUGUAUGGCCAGAACCUAGUGACUGUUGAAAAAGAUGAUUGGGUAAGGCACAGGAAACUGACGGCGCCGCAUUUCAGUGAGCGCGUGAGUCGCUUUGUCUGGGAUGAAUCUAUAGAGCAAACGCGUGGCAUGCUCAGAAAGGUAUUCGGGACGGUGAACAGUAUAUCAGAUACCCUGGUGGAGGACUGCAAGAUCAUUGCCCUUCAUGUCAUUAUGGGUGCUGGUCUAGGAGCGUCUCAUGAUUUCGACCGUGGAGCCAAGGGUAUUCAAAAGGGCCACACCAUGGGACUUGGUGAAAGUGUUUUCACUACAUUGGAGAACAUUACAAUCAUCCUAGUCUCAUCUUCAGCAUUCUCGUUGCUGAAGCUGCCAAUCUUCCCCAAAAGUCUGCGGAAGGUCGGUGCCGCGGCCCAGGAGUACCGGAGCUAUCUCGACGAACUGAUCGAGACCGAGAAGAAUAGAAGCUCCGAUGAUCUUAACCGACCCAAUCUACUGAGUGCCAUGGUCAGGGGAAACGAUAAUUCUCAAGGCGAGAAAGCAUCUAGGUACAGGCUUUCCAUCGAUGAGAUCCGUGGCAAUCUAUUCGCCUUUAGUUUCGCUGGCCACGACACGACUGCAAACGUCUUGGUAUACACCUUCGCGCUUCUGGCAGUUCAUCCAGAAUGGCAGGACUGGAUUGGAGAAGAAGUGGAUGAAAUCGGUAAUCAAUAUCCCGAUGGCCUCAUAGAGUACGAAAAGAUAUAUCCACGACUGAAGCGUUGUAUGGCUACGAUGUAUGAGACUCUACGAAUCUAUGGCCCUGUUACUUGGAUCCCCAGAGCGACCACCGCCCACCGUAGCCUCACCUUCUCGGAACCCUUGAAGGUCUCGGGGGAACAGUCAACAACGCUACCGCCCGGUAUGCUCCUGAAUAUCAAUGUCUACGAGCCGCAUACAAGGCCUUCACACUGGGGUCAAGAUUCCUACGCCUUCCGCCCCUCUCGUUUCGUGCUCACGCCGACUGAAACCAAACCCAACGGCUGGAUCGUCGAAGGUGAUAAGAACAAUGACGGCACCGAGAAGAUUAUGCACCCUCCAUCCGGAGUGUUCAACCCCUGGUCAAUGGGACCACGGAUAUGUGUGGGGAUUAAGUUCUCCCAGGUCGAGUUUGUUGCCGUCCUGUUC